This is a messenger RNA of Bufo gargarizans (Asiatic toad), 936 nucleotides long. Its product is annotated as vomeronasal type-2 receptor 26-like. Gene Ontology annotation, cellular component: membrane. Gene Ontology annotation, molecular function: G protein-coupled receptor activity. Gene Ontology annotation, biological process: G protein-coupled receptor signaling pathway. The transcript is spliced from 5 exons. Lineage: Eukaryota; Metazoa; Chordata; Amphibia; Anura; Bufonidae. The record is from RefSeq and is a predicted model, not a curated record. Bases 1 to 936 code for a protein of 311 amino acids.
AUGCUGGAGCCCGGACGUAUAGUUGUAUUUUUUUCUGCUGUGACAUUGAUCAUAUUAAGAAUCUUCAUUUAUUACUGGGACACACCGAUUGUUAAAGCCAAUAACCGGACUGUGAGCGUAAUCCUCCUGGCCUCCAUCUUGUUGAACUUCCUCAGUGUCCUCUUAUUCCUUGGUCGUCCAGUUGACAUAACCUGCCUACUGAGACAAACAUCAUUUGGCGUCUUCUUCUCUAUCGGUGUCUCUUCUGUUCUGGCCAAAACUAUCAAAGUUUGCAUUGCCUUCAAAGCCACCAAACCUGGAAGUAUCUGGGUGAAGUGGAUCUCAUUCAAUGUGUCAAAUUAUGUGGUCUUGGUGUGUUCUUCUAUACAAGUUCUCAUUUGUGUUAUGUGGUUGUUGAUGUCUCCUCCUUAUGUAGAGUUUGAUCAUCACUCUUAUCCUGGGAAGAUCAUCGUUCAGUGUAAUGAAGGCUCGGUCAUCGCCUUCUACUCCAUGUUGGGUUAUAUGGGGUUCCUGGCAGCUGUGAGCUUUGUUCUAGCUUUCAUGGUGAGGACAUUACCGGACAAUUUUAAUGAAGCCAAGUACAUCACCUUUAGCAUGUUGUUGUUCUGCAGUGUCUGGAUCGCCAUGAUACCAGCCUAUCUGAGCACUAAAGGGAAGUACAUGGUGGCUGUGGAGAUAUUUGCCAUAUUGACCUCAUGUUCUGGCAUUCUUGGUUGGCCGGAAGCCUUCCCAAUAGCCAAAGCAAAUGCCAAGAAUACGGCAAAGAAACUGGUCAAUAAACUGAUAUGCAGAUCCAGUCGAAAGGUUGAAGAAAAACCCAACUGGAUACACGCUUCUCACUGCAAGAAAGUCUUGGAACCACAGGAUGAAGGUCCUUCUGCAGACAGUGGCUCUGACCAUGAGCGUGUCAGCAGUGUUUUGUCCACUGAAGGAUGA